AUGAAGGAAGUGGCUGCUGGAGCUGGCUGCAAGGCCGCAUUGGCCGCAGGGCUGCGAUGUGGCGUGGCUGGUGGAGCUGCAACGAUGUUCUCAGCCGUGGGGCCGAGAGUGAGGAAAGUGGUGGCUACGAGAUCCUGUGGCGUCGUGGAGGAUCGAAUCCAUCGCGGAUUGAGUUGUUGCAGAGGUCUUGCUCCUUGUGCGCUUGCUUCCAACCAUGGUUGUUUGGAAGGCAUCGGUUGA
Molecule: messenger RNA, 240 nt
Organism: Prunus armeniaca (apricot)
Lineage: Eukaryota; Viridiplantae; Streptophyta; Magnoliopsida; Rosales; Rosaceae
Source: the annotation of a GenBank genome assembly